AAAAUUCAGGUGCUAAGGUGCAACACAAGUACGACACGAGUUCACAACAACUUUAUACGUGAGCCACAAAAUUCAUUCAAAUUCUCCAUCCAGGACUAAUAAUAAUGAAGAAAAAUAAAUAAAUUAAAAUAACAACACUUUAAUUUGUGCUUUUUUAAUUUUUUUCCAAUCAACAUCUGAUGUGUCACCCCCACUUUUUUGCUUCUAGUAUUUUUUUUCUCACUAAAAUCACAAAAACUCUCUCAUAUAGUGAUUUCAUCAUAAGCUUCUCAAUCUAUAUGUUCUUAUUCUGAUCAAUUCUGUAACCUCAACAUCCAUGCAAUUGAUUUAGGAGAUUUAAAUCCAUAGGCAAAAUUGAAGAAAGCUAAGAGGGGAGAAGGAGAUUUUGAAGAGUGGUUUCUGAAGCUAUAUAUAUGGCGAAUCAAGAUCAAGAUGGAUUAACUUGUUUCAGUGUUAGCCCUUCAAACUCAAUUGGAAAUGGAGUUUCUUUGAAUUCGGGAUCACAUUCUGUUACACAUAUUCAACUCAGCGAUCACUUAUCUUGCGCGAAUGACUAUGCUCUUAAGAUAAGGAAACCAUAUACUAUAACAAAACACAGAGAAAAAUGGACCGAUGAAGAACAUAACAAGUUCCUAGAAGCCUUCAAGCUGUAUGGCCGGGCCUGGCGACGCAUUGAAGAACAUGUUGGCACAAAGACUGCGGUACAAAUUCGAAGUCAUGCUCAGAAGUUUUUCUCUAAGGUUCUUCGCGAUAAAAGUGAGUAUACAACAAAAACUAAGGGCUCAAUUGAAAUUCCUCCUCCUCGACCCAAACGAAAGCCUGUGCAUCCUUAUCCUCGGAAGCUAGUUGAGAUGACCGAUGAUAGUAAAGGAAUUUCAAUCCCGAAAAAGGUAAUGAAUCCUAUUUCUCUGAAGACAUCAGAUUUUGAUCAAGAAAACCAAUCUCCCAAAUCAGUACUAUCUACACCUGGUUCCGAAAGCCUUAGUUCGUCCGAUUCAGAUACAAUAAAUGUAAGUUUAUCUCCAAUAUCAUCGAUUAGCUGUGUUUGCGCAAGUGUUUUUACAUCUGCUGAAUUCAAAACACCAUCAAAGGAAGAAGCUAGGCUAGAUGCUGAUUCGGCUUCUGAUGAAAAAGCCGUUAUGAAACUUGAGAUUCUCACCAAUGAAAUAGUUUCUGCUAAAGAAAGCGGCAUCAUAGAAGAAUCGUCUCGUCAAACUCUUAAACUUUUCGGGAUGACUCUAUUUGUAACCGAUACUCGCAGAACAUCUUCUCCAACAAUUGAGGCAUGCAAACCAAUACCUAUUAACAUAGAUUUUAGUAAGGUGGAAGGAAAAUUGGAACUUCUAGGCAAUAAUUCACUAUGUGAAAAAUCAGCUAUAUCAAAGCUAAGAGUACGUAACAGUGAGACAUGAAACUUGUGGUAAAGGGUUUGUGCCAUAUAAAAGGUGCAUGUCAAAGAAAUAAAAUCACUCUUCAAUAUAACAAUGAUACCGUACGAGUUAGGAGCGAAACUCUUAAUUUAUUGCUUUGGGAAAAACCAUAGCGAAGAUGCGA
Molecule: messenger RNA, 1554 nt
Organism: Trifolium pratense (red clover)
Lineage: Eukaryota; Viridiplantae; Streptophyta; Magnoliopsida; Fabales; Fabaceae
Product: protein REVEILLE 1-like
Exons: 6
Coding region: 414-1412 (332 amino acids)
Molecular function (GO): DNA binding
Source: RefSeq, a predicted model, not a curated record